Messenger RNA from Adineta ricciae, 594 nucleotides. The record is from the annotation of a GenBank genome assembly. NCBI's taxonomy places the organism in Eukaryota, Metazoa, Rotifera, Eurotatoria, Adinetida, Adinetidae.
AUGUUACAUGGAUUUAUCACAUUUCCCGCACGGAAUGAAAAACGAAUUAUAGAGAUUGACUUAAAAUAUUCUCUGGUUAGUAAUUUUACAUCGAUUCUCGUUUUAGAAACAUGGCAACAACAUAUUGAACACAAUAUUUGUUCGCAUAAAUCUCAAGUCAAACUAUACAAUAAUUGCGUAAAUCACCAACGAGCACAUGAACAAGAAGAAACGGCAGUAAAGCAAGCAAAAAUGACUACUGUACUCAAUCUAUGAGAAUCAAGUGAUCACAUUGUACAAGCAGCACGAAAUCCGGAAGAUAUCAGUGCAACUAAACUAACGAUUGUUGUACAACAUUGGGAUCUAGACAAUCCGUACAUGAUUAAAAUAGAACAGGCAAAUCCGUCACUUACACCAAGAUUAGCUUCGAUUGAUAUAUUUAAUCAAAAUAUUUCAAUAUCCAACGUUUCAACACAAGAAGUGAAUGAUCCAAAUAAAUACAGAUAUUUUGGUUUACGCAUUUUAACAAAUGUUCUCGAAUUAGAAUUAGAAUCACCUCAAUUAUUACGAACAGUUGCUUAUAAAUUCGUUGAACUUGGUCUUCGUCAACUAUAA